Molecule: messenger RNA, 1560 nt
Organism: Camelina sativa (false flax)
Lineage: Eukaryota; Viridiplantae; Streptophyta; Magnoliopsida; Brassicales; Brassicaceae
Source: RefSeq, a predicted model, not a curated record
AUGCAACUUGAUGAAGACGAUAUGAUCACAAAUAUCUUCUGGGCAGAUGAUCGGUCUAUAAGUGAUUACAAUCUUUUUGGAGAUGUUGUUUGCUUUGAUACAACUUAUAAGACCAAUGAAUAUGAUAGACCAUUUGCUCCAUUUGUAGGGGUCAAUCAUCAUAAGCAAACUGUUGUGUUUGGUGCUGCUUUACUAUAUGAUGAAACCACAGAGUCAUAUAAGUGGCUUUUUGAGACUUUUCUCGGAGCAAUGUCUGGAAAACAACCAAAAACAAUUCUUACUGAUCAGUCUGCAGCAAUGGCGAAUGCAAUAGAAAAGGUGUUCUCUGAAACAAAGCAUAGGUUAUGUGUUUGGCAUAUUUACCAAAAUGCUGCAAAGAAGUUGAGUCAUGUAUUUCAUGGACCAGGACAAUUUGCCACAGACUUUGGAAAUUGUGUAUAUGACCACGAGGAGGAAGAAGAUUGGUUAUUGGCAUGGAGUAAUAUGCUUGAGAAGCAUAAUUUGACAGAAAAUAAAUGGUUGAAGAAUGUGUUUGAUGUGAGAGAAAAAUGGGCAAUGGUAUAUGGACGUCAUACUUUUACAGCAGAUAUGGUGAGCACACAACGUAGUGAAAGUAUGAAUAAUAUUUUGAAAAGAUACUUGAAGAGCAGCUAUGACUUAUUGUCCUUCUUUGAACACUAUGAGAGAGUGUUGGGUGAUCGACGAUAUAAAGAAUUAACUGCAGACUUCAAAAUGAUGCAUACCUUGUCAGUAUUAUCUGCUUCUGUAGAGAUGUUGCAACAUGCAGAAGAAGUGUAUACCCCUGAAGUUUUUAGCUUGUUUCAGAAGCAAUAUAUAGUUAUCGGUGAUUAUGUUGCAAAAAAGGUCAGUAAGUCUGAUAUGGUGUAUGAAUACACAUUAUCUUAUCGUGGUGGACCGAAAGAGCAUUUGGUUAAUUAUGAUGCUGUAAACCAAACAGUAGAGUGUAGCUGCAUGAAGUAUUCUUUUGCUGGGAUCUUAUGUCGUCAUGCAUUGAAAGUGUUGGAUAAGAAGGAUGUUAGAAGAAUUCCAUCUAACUACAUCUUGACUCGAUGGACUAAAGAGGCAAAAUCACGAAGCAUAUAUUCUUAUCGUACAGAGACAACUAAUGGAUCUGUAACACAAUCAAUUGGAAAGCGUUACAGCCAUUUAUGUCGAAAUUUCCGUGAGAUUGCAUCCGUUGCUGCUGAACAUGUAGAAUUGACGAUGUGUGCAAAUGAAACUGCAUGUCAGUUGCUUAAAAAGUUAGAGGAAAAGAAAAAGGAACUUGUGAAAGCUAAUGCAUGGAUGCUAUCAACUUCACAUGUUGAACCUGUAGAAGGAGAAGAAGAUGAGAAAAUUUCAAACGUAAGUGGAAUUAAAAGAAAAGCUACUGUUGGACGACCAAAGAACAAAACAGUCGGACCUCAUGGUCGGUAUUUGAAUGCUCUUGAAACAAAAAAACGUGAUACAUCAAAGAGAAAAUUAUCAUUUCAGGACUCAACUCCUAUUUCUGAUACCCAGUUAUCUGUUGCUACCACUGAUCCGACCUUACCGACAUAA